This is a messenger RNA of Acytostelium subglobosum LB1, 396 nucleotides long. RefSeq lists its product as hypothetical. Gene Ontology annotation, biological process: mitochondrial translation. Gene Ontology annotation, cellular component: mitochondrial large ribosomal subunit. Bases 1 to 396 code for a protein of 131 amino acids. The transcript is spliced from 3 exons. NCBI's taxonomy places the organism in Eukaryota, Evosea, Eumycetozoa, Acytosteliales, Acytosteliaceae. Gene Ontology annotation, molecular function: structural constituent of ribosome. The record is from RefSeq and is a predicted model, not a curated record.
AUGUCAAAGAACGGUGUGUGGCAAUUACAGAGAGUAGCGAUCAACUACUGUCAACACUCUGGCAGCAGCAAACAUAUUAGAAAUAUACUACCUACUCAGAUUGUUGAGUUCAAGGAGGCCAACCCUCAAAUAGAGUUCGAGGAGGUCGUCAAGAGCGGUUCACAUCCAUCAUUUCUAGCUACAUAUGCAUCAGGUAAACAAAAGUUUGUUCCUCUGCGUGGAAGGGAAGAGGAUAAGAUUAUCAAGCAUCUGCAGAAUCUGAAAGACACAACAGGUAACAAGCCAAGGAAGUUUGGCGAUCGCUAUAUCACCAAGACUGAAUCAAUUCAAGGUCUAUGGCAUCCUUUCUUGGAUCUCAAGAAUGUCAACGAGCAACAACAGCAACAACAGCAGUAA